Triticum aestivum (bread wheat) is the source of this 1023-nucleotide messenger RNA. RefSeq names its product jacalin-related lectin 3-like. The record is from RefSeq and is a predicted model, not a curated record. The coding region runs from base 30 to 866 and encodes 278 amino acids. Gene Ontology annotation, molecular function: carbohydrate binding. Lineage: Eukaryota; Viridiplantae; Streptophyta; Magnoliopsida; Poales; Poaceae. The transcript is spliced from 3 exons.
CCAAGUCCUAGGCACCUACCUACUGCGAGAUGCAGAGGCACGCCGGCGAUGAGCUCACCAUCUCCGUCGACCCAGACACUCUCGACUGCCCCAUCUGCUUCCACACCCUCAGGCCUCCGGUGUUCCAGUGCGGGGCCGGGCACAUGGUCUGCCAGUCCUGCCGCGACAGGCUCCAGCCCAGCAGCAAGUGCCCCGCGUGCUCCGUCACCACCGGCUUCGGCCGCUGCUACGCCGUCAAGCGUAUCCUGCGCUCCGUCCGCGUCCCUUGCCCCAACACAGCGCGCGGCUGCGCUGUCCGGACGUCCCUCCAUGAGCGGGAGGAGCACGAGAAGUCGUGCGCGUCGAUCUUACAGACCAUGUUCCUCCUGCGCCACGGCCUGUCCACCGUCACCAUCAAUGACAAAGCAAAGGCCGGAGAGGUUGUCAGGAUGGGCCCUUGCGGCGGCGUCGGCGGCAACGACAGAAAGAUAGGCAUGGUGGGCGAUGUGAGACGCAUUGUCCAGGUCGCCGUCCGCCACUGCCGCGCCGUUGACGCCAUUCGCGUAACGUACAUGCGGAAAGACCGGGAGGAGACUGAGCUGUGGGGAGGGAAAGGCGGCAUGACUACGGUGUUCCGUCUGCAGCAGGACGAAUACCUGACGAGCGUGGAAGGCCACUACAGCCACUUCAAUGGCAACGUCGUCAUCAGGUCGCUCAAGUUCGCCAGCAACCUUCGCACCCACGGGCCGUACGGGAACGCGUGCGGCGUGUGGUUCUCGCUCCCAGCGGGCGCCGGCUGCAGGAUCAUCGGCUUCCAUGCGCGGUGUGACGACCAGUACCUCCACGCCAUUGGCACCUACGUCAAGAUGGAUGACCGUGCAUCGUGAUCGACCGCAAAUUCGUUUGUAUCGUGUAGCGACUGUUUUUGCAUUCAUUCAUCUAGCUAUUUCAUUUCACUUGCUGCCUCUCAAGUCUCAACUCCGUCGAUGAUCGAUGCUCUAGCCCCAGGACUGUUUAGCUAGGAGGAAAAAAUGUUAGGUUUAA